Molecule: messenger RNA, 1035 nt
Organism: Anopheles gambiae (African malaria mosquito)
Lineage: Eukaryota; Metazoa; Arthropoda; Insecta; Diptera; Culicidae
Product: GPN-loop GTPase 2
Exons: 1
Coding region: 94-1005 (303 amino acids)
Cellular component (GO): cytoplasm
Molecular function (GO): GTPase activity
Source: RefSeq, a predicted model, not a curated record
CAAAGCAGCUGCUGCAGCUGUCACAACAAGCUGUUCAUUUGUAAACAAAGCCAGUUUUCGGUGCACUUUCCCCACGACCAGCAGGAAAAAAUCAUGCAAAGUGGCCUGGUAAAGCUGCGAACACAGGCGCCACUCUAUGGGCAGCUCGUAAUAGGUCCGCCCGGAGCGGGCAAAACAAGCUACUGCCACAAAAUGCAACAGUUUCUGGAAAAAAUCGGCCGCAAAGCGGUGGUGGUGAACCUAGACCCGGCCAACGACAACAUGGAAUACACCAGCGCUGUGGACAUCAUGCAGCUCAUCACCGUGCAGGACGCGAUGGAACAGUUUGGGCUCGGACCGAACGGAGCACUGAUCUACUGUGUGGAAUUCCUCGAGACAAACUUUCAGUGGCUGCUCGAUCAGCUCAAGGCGCUCGACUGCAACUACUUCAUCUUCGACUGCCCGGGCCAGGUGGAACUGUUUACGCACAACAAUGCGCUGAAGAAUAUUUUCACCAAGCUCGAGCAGCUCGGCUACCAUCUCUGCACCGUGCAUCUGGUCGAGUCGCACUACUGUGUGGAACCGUACAAAUUCAUCUCCUGCCUGCUGCUCUCCCUGCACACCAUGCUACAGAUGGGGCUACCGCACGUGAAUGUGCUGAGCAAAGCGGACCAGCUGAGAGAGCACGAGGCGAAGCUUCCGUUCAAUGUGGAGUACUACACGGAGGUGCUGGACCUUAGCCACCUGCUGGAAUGCAUGGACACGAGCCGGAUGGGGAAGAAAUUCAAACAGCUCAAUGCGGCCAUCGUGUCCAUGGUGGAGGAUUACAGCCUGGUGUCCUUUCUGCUGCUCGACACCAAGCGUGAGCAAAGUUUGCUGAGGCUUAAGAACGCGAUCGACAAAGCGAAUGGAUACGUGUACGGUGCGGGAGAGGAGAAGAACAUCAACACACUGUUGGCGUGUGCCGUUGGAGCGGAAACCGAGUCCGAUCGAAUGGAGCGAGACAUCGACCCGUACCUAAGCUAAUGCGAAAACAAUAGAUAUUAUUAACUAAUA